Messenger RNA from Mesocestoides corti, 4311 nucleotides. Lineage: Eukaryota; Metazoa; Platyhelminthes; Cestoda; Cyclophyllidea; Mesocestoididae. The record is from the annotation of a GenBank genome assembly.
GAAGUCUUCGACUGCAGUCGAAUGGCGGUCUACUGCGACGGCUGUCUGGCGCUGCCGCAGCGCUUCGGAUGUGGGUGGUGCCGUUCGAGUGCAGCGGACGUCGAGUCGUUCUGUCUCCGUUCUGACCGGUGCUUGCAGACCUCUGGCACUUGGCUUCAGCAUCCAUUUGCAUCUUGCAAUAACCCGCGUAUAUUGCAGAUAUUACCAGAAAAUGCAACUUUAAGCAGUCAGGCACCACUCGAAAUCCGCGGGGUCAACUUGGGUGAUCAGCCAGAGAGGGUGAAAAUCCAGGCACUUUUUGAAGGCGGAUCCUUAGAGCCGGUACCGUGCAUCGUGUUGCCAGAGGGCUUUCAGCCAUCUCGACAGGUCGUCUGCCGCCUACUCCCUGCAUCGCGGAUCCCGCCACUGGACACUCCACUCCCGUGUCGCAUUGUGAUGCGCCUGGAAGGUGCCGACAACCAGGCAAGCAUGGGGCAGCCCGCAGGGGCGUCACGUCGAUGUCCGCAUAGUCCGCUGAGAGGCCCGGUUGCUGGCGGCACGCUGUUGAGGAUUCGUGGCAAGAACCUAAACGUCGGUGCCUCGGUGGCGGUGAUUUUGCGUGUGGACACCGGUAGUCUGCAAAAGGGCGCUAUUUGUGAAAUUAGGCACAUUUUUCCGGACUUGAUAACAUGCCAGACACAAUCCGUGAGCUCCAUCUUGCCGCAUUUUGCCUCGGACCCCGAAGGCGGCGGCACUCAGUUUGGGCUUCGCUCUUUCAUUGACUUACUGAACGAUAAAACGCUCACCAGGGCGCCACUUCAAACCUUCACGUACACACCAAACCCCACAAUCAGAGCCGUCUCAAAGUCCUUGAUUUUCCUCGGCGGGGGCACAACUCUCCGUAUCUACGGCCAGUACUUGGACGUGAUCGAGGACCCGCAGAUUGUGUUCUACUACAACUCCAUGGAAUACAUCGAACCCUGCAAAUCAACGAUCGGACAUCUUUCUUGUGUGAGUCCAUCGCUCGAGGUUCCACGUGGUGGCAAUUUGGUGGUCAGCGAUGGCCCACCCACUACUCUCGUUCGUUCCAUCACCAAUCCGUCUAUUUUGCCCAAAAUCUAUUCGAGUGAAAAUGGUGAGGAAUACGGUAAUGGGGCCAGCGGAGGCAGUAUCGAUGUUUCGUAUGGAUUCAUUAUGGACAAUGUCACGGAGUUGCUUGUGUUCGGAACAUUGACGGUUUUUCCAAAUCCCGAGUUCUUCCCAUUCGCCGAUGGCCGCCUGGUUGAGCCCUUCACACCGCCCGCGUCGCCGCACCCCCCUAGUGGAAAGCCAGUGAGGGGGAACUUGACUUUUGACCACAUUCUAGAGGAGUCUGCACACUCACAGGACCACCAUCUGCUCCGCUUUCGUGGCAAGUUUAGGGAAUUAGCCGAAGUGUCUGAUUUGCAGGCGUUGGAAGAGCUCUCGAUCGUUGUCGCCACUGCGACUACAACGAAACAAGCCAACACCACCUGUAAACUGACUGUCAUCAAACCCGACGAGAUUCAAUGCGAGAUCAGCAAAAAGGAGCUCGUCGAGGGCGAGGACUGCCCUGUCGUAAUUCGAAUCGGCAGGUACCUAACUUCUCGACCGGGCACUGUACAGUUCAAGCGUCUUGGGGCCUUAGGCGGACGCGAUCGGAUCGUCGUUGUGGCGAGUUCGUUGAUGGGGAUCGUCACCCUCGUGGCUUGUCUCUUCCUCGCCAUGUGGUGUCGCUCCAAGCGAACCGAGCGUGACCUGCAACAGCGCUUCAAAAUUCGGUGGGCAGAGCAAGAGAAAUGCGUUACCCGCGCUUUCAAAAGCGAUUUCAUGGAGCUGCAAACACACGUGGAUGAGUUGGUGCACGACCUGAAUAAGAGCAGUCUCCCGGUCAGGGAUUACCAGACCUACUGCCUCUUCUCCCUCUUCCCCGACUACCACCUGAACCUGGUCAGGCCCACGGAUCCCCACGAUAUGCCACCUGCUAAGGCGAACCACGCGACCUGGGAGUGUGCGGAUGCUGCCGGGGAGGAGCACUGCAGACACCCUCUGGUGUCCACCUUCAAGGUGCAGGCGAACGUCCAGGAGGCGGCAGAUCGUGGCCUCUUUCUCUUCAACCGGAUCCUCUGCAACCGUCAUUUCCUUUGCCUGCUCGUCCGAGCCAUCGAGUCCAACCGGAAUAUAGACGCCCGGGCCAAAUCCCAAAUUGCCUCUCUGCUCUCAAUCAUCCUUCAACCCAAUAUGGAGUACUUCACUCAAAUAAUCAUGCUGUUGAUCGCCGAUCAACUGCGUAAGUCACGUGACCACGGGGGCGACAGUCGCCUGUUGACGGCGUUUCGGCGCGCCGAGUCGGUGGUUGCAAAGCUGCUCUCCAAUUGGCUCACCUUCCUCCUCUACAACUUCAUAAACGAGCACGCAGCGGAGCACCUCUUCAUCCUCUAUCGGGCCCUCCUCCAGCAGAUCAACACGGGACCCAAGGACGCCGUGACGGGGCACGCUCGAUACACCCUCGACGCGGGAACGCUGCUCAAGAGUGAUUAUGUUGCUCGAACACUCACACUUCUGGUUGUCGAUUCGGAGGGCCUAUUCGGCCCCUUCAGCCCUACGCAGUUACCGGUGCGCUUGUUGUCCUGCGAUACAAUCACGCAGGCAAAGGAGAAAAUCCUCGACGCGAUCUACCGAAACACACCUUACAAAAACCAGAUUCGUCCAACUGACGUUCAUCUAAAUCACUUUGAGCGGGCAAACGAAUUCCUGAUGAUGGAUUGGGAUCUGGACAUUCGACGAGACGCUUCCAACGGCUUUCUUGAGGGUCCACCGUAUCGGCUCAACUGCCUAAGCGAUUACAAGAUGAAUGAGAACGACGUGGUGGCGUUGGUGCGUGCCGACGGACCGGUCGCGUGUGGCGGCACGUCAGCGUCGCAUCGCAAUGACGGCGGUGACAUCCACACCACCACUUCCCCCUCGAACGCUGCCUGGGAUCUCCGCUCACCGAAAGACGCUCGCAUUCCCAACGGCCACCACCGCCACCCCCACCCCCACAUUCGACCCACAGGGGUUCCCAGCCCCCUCUACUGGUAUCACCUCGAACGGCCCAACGCCGCUGACUUGCAGCGUUUUGCUUUGGUCGAGGUGUCCAACAAACCCGGUCGCCAGGUUCCGUGUCCGAGCGCGCGUCGGUCGUUCGUCCGCUGUCGAGGUCACCGGAGCUUCUCGUUGUGCAUCCCUUCAAAAGGCGCGGCUUCAGGACCUCAGCAGGAGGAGGAGCAGCAGCAGCCCUGCCUGGAUGCAGCGAGUCUGCGUCACUGGCUCGCGACCGACACGGCGCGCGCCCCGCAGCCGCGCGCACACCCACAACGACCGCGCAAGGUCCCUUCGAAGGUGCUGCGCGCCGGAUCGCCCACCUUCGAGACCGCAGACCUGGCCAGCAGUUUCCUCCACGACGGCGACGACUCCGACGCGAUGGACCGACCCAUGGCAAAGCUCCCGUGCGAGAUAUUCCUUAACCGGCUGCUCAGAACUCGGGUUUCAGUGGUGAAUUACAUGGAGAACGUGGUGGAGCUAAUCUUUGGUGUGGUAAGAGACUCACAGAGUCCACCUCUGUGCAUCAAAUUUCUGUUCGACUUCCUCGACUCGCAGGCCGACGCACUCGAGAUCCGUGACCCGAACAUUUUGCACGCCUGGAAGGCAAACUGCUUAUAUUUGCGCUUCUGGAAUCAGAUUCUUAUCAAUCUGGAUUACAUUUUUGACAUUCCGCUGUUGCGGAACACUGCCCUGGAGAGGUCCUUUCAUUCCUUCAGUCAAGCUCUCACCUACGCCUGCUCGCCUGUCCUCGACAAAGUUACCAUGGAUUCGCCCAUUAACAAGGCUCUCUUUUCAAGCGACAUUGAGCUCAUCAACGAGUUAACUGUGGCAGCAGCAACCUCACCCGCCUCGUCACACAGUACAAUGGAGGUUGGAGGCGAAGAGGAGGGGGAGGAGGAGGCGACGGAGGGAAGCAAAGAAUACUCUGUCUCGCGCAACGCCAACAGCUUCCGGGCAAGCGACCCGCGUUUUCAAGCCGGCGACUGGGAGCCCUUGCGUCUCCUUCAGGCUCUUAAGGAGGUUAACUCGUGCAUGCUGACUGUCGCACAGAGCAACACCUCGGCUUCCUCCACAUCCACACCGUUAUUCCCACCGACAUCCUCUCAUUCAGCGACACAAAGCCACAACCAAUCGUCGGAGGGUGGUGGUGAAGACCCUUCCAAUCUUCGCCCCGGGAUUCCCCGCGCUGAGUGGAAGCUUCCCCCUCUUCCGACGCCUCCAUUCCGCUGA